AUGAGAGUCCUGGGCGAAUAUCGUGUUGGCCGGACAAUUGGCAAGGGAGCUUUCUCCAAGGUCAAGAUAGCACAUCACAAAGAAACUGGGGAGAAAAUAGCUAUUAAAGUGAUAUCCAAGAAAGAGUUACAAGCAAGUUAUGAGAAGAAACAGAAGCAACGCGCUGAAAAGGAGAAGCGUAAAGCGUUACGUGAUCAUUCGGCGGCGCUGAAACGAGAGAGCGAGGGUAGGGAAGAGGAGAUUCUAAUUAGGCAAGCUAGUAUGAAUGGGAAUGGGAAUGGUGAUACAGAAGAGCAUCCCGAGAAAGGGGAGAGUGGGAACAGUGCCCAAUACAGUAAUAGUAAUCAGGGGUCUAAUGGAGGCACCGGGACUAAAUCUCAUGGGGGAAAAAUGAGUGCACGGGAGUUUGAGAGAGCACGUAGGGCAGAUGCUGAGGCCAAACAGAAGGCAAAGGAGGCUGCCAGACAGGCCGAUAAAGAUGAUGAGAUGUCUCAGCAUACCCCUGGGACAUUUAGUAAGUAUCUCAGUCGGGAAGCACGGUUAUUGCAGGUGUUAGAUCACCCCAAUGUGACGCGACUGUACCAAUUGAUUGAGACGGAGGAUACUUACCUUAUUGUUAUGCAGUAUGCGGGAGGCGGUGAGCUGGUAGAGUACAUGGCCAACGGGGGUUUAUUGGAGGUCGAAGCACGCAGGCUGUUCCGUGAGAUUAUCAGUGCGAUAGAUCAUUGUCAUCAGUGCGGCGUGUUACAUCGGGAUCUCAAGCUCGAGAACAUCCUUCUGUCUGAAGACGUACACGUACGUAUCACGGACUUCGGGCUGGGAAGACGGUACGAUGCUGAUGACAUCGAGAAUAGUCUCAGCAACACCUUCUGUGGCACACCUCUGUAUGCUGCGCCUGAGUUGGUCAGUGGUACGAGAUACGAUGGCCCCCCUGCGGACAUAUGGGCAAUGGGGGUGGUGUUGUAUGCAAUGAUGUGUGGGUCGCCGCCGUUCCAUGGUGACCGCAUGUCACAGCUGUACAGACGUAUCAAAGACGUCGAAUACACGAUGCCCGAGGAGAUGAGUGACAACUUCAGAGAGCUGAUCAGCAAGAUAUUCGUGCGUGAUCCCAAGAAGCGCAUGACGAUGAACGAGCUCAGAGAAGACGACUGGGUUACGGAUGGGAGUAAGCUGGGACCUCCCCCGCGUGUACCACCCCGGUUCAUACCUGACAAGCCUAUCAUCGAUUGUCCGAAGAGUAAGGCCGAGGAGGAUGACCGCACGGAAAGUAUCGCAUUUGUGGACAACGCGCUUGUGUAUCGGUUCUUCCCGACAGAGAGUGAGCUCAAGCAGAGUGCCGAUAUCCUGAAUGAGGGCAGCAAUGCCCAGGCAGCCGGCUCGCGAAAGCCGAUCAACAGGCGUAUGAGUUUAAAGGGAAUGAGCUUCCGCAAUCGGAGCCAGUCAGCGAAUAACAAGGAUCAUGGGUUGUUAGGUGCGGCUAGGAGCAGUGUUGAGGAUAGACGGUCCUCGCACACAGCGGGUGUGUCGGUUACUUUGAACCACAGUGCACAUCGAGACGGUACCGCUUUGCCGCACGCGACCAAUACCGGGGCGGGGUGGGUGAUUGAUAUAUCGGAUGACGUGGAGGAGGCGGUGGUGCCGCGCGAGAGGAGUGCACAUAGCCAGGAUAAGGGCAAGCGACGGUCAGCAGGGUCCGCCAAAGACUUUCGUGUGAAUGGGAAGAAACGAGAGCCCGACCCGGAGAUACCACCGGCACAACCGGCACACGGAAGCUCCUCACUGGCGCGAUCCGUCACGCAGGUACACGGUAGGAGGACCACCCUCAGCGCAGCAGCAGCUGAUAUCCCGGCCACCCAGUCAUCCACGGGAGGUAAGGCCUUCAACAGGCGACGGUCUUUCUCGCAGGCGUUGUCGCAGGGGUUACGUGUGACGCGUGCCAAGCCGUCCAGCCGGAGCGCGCAGAGCGAGGACCUGCUGGCCAUCAGGCGGGAUGUGGUCACCCCCACAGCCCCCGAAACACCCGGCGAGCGUGCGGGGGAUGAAAGUGCAGGCACCGCAGACGGAGAGAGGGGUGGGUCUGACUCGCUGCGGCUGCACGAUGAGGUGGAUAAGAUCGGCGGCCGCAGAAACACGCUGUCGGCUCGGCACACCAGUUUAGGGGGAAGCAAGUCACUGGCGAGUAUCAGGCGCACACUCAGCCGUGUGCAUAUGAGCACCCCGAAGGGGCCCAAGAAGGGCGUCUUGAGCUCUGACACGCACGACCUGGGAGGUGAGAAUGCUGGUGGAAACGAGAAUUCUGCGUUUGCUACGCUGAGAGUGCAUAGGAAUGUGGUGCCUGUACCGGUCGUUCCUGGGGAGGAAGUGCCUGCCGUCCCUGGGCGAGCCGCGCGGGCCUUCAGUGUGGGUGGAGGGGUCGACUUUGAGGCCUACAGCAGCCUGCACAUACGGAACAACAGUCGACUCAAUCCUAGUACAAACGGGGAUGGCCACUCUGCGGCUACCAUAAACAGAUCGCAUUCCCCCAGUGGUACCGGGCCGCUGGGUUUGAUGGGGUCGGCCUCGGCGAGUGACAUUCUGGCGCGUGGUGUGAGUGCUCAGGCCGGCGGCACUACACAGACCAAUGGUGUGGGUAGUACUAUGGUAGGCGGGGUUAGCGGGAUAGACAAGGAUAUGGCCAGUAAGCUGAACAACAUCUCGGUAAAUGCCGCGGCCGCCGCAGCAGAGAUUGCUGCGCUGUCCCCGAAGGCCAGGCGAGAGUCCAUGUCGCUUGUCCUGAAGAACAUGCGCAGGGCCGAAUCGGACCUUCUACAGGUGCAGGAAGGUACGGAGACGAAUGGGGGAGCACAAGCACAGGCACAAGCGCAGCCGCAUACACAGGCACCUACACAUACCCGGACUGUCCGCGGGGGUAGCUGGGCAACGAAGCCGUCGACGUCGACCGAGGGAGUGGCUACCGUUCACGAGCAUGGAGAUGCAACAAACACAACGGAGAGAGUGGCCGCGAAGCAACACCACAGUUUGGGUGACGUGUUUGAGAAACACCCGACCAAUCGUGUGGAACGAAGACGAAGUAUCGCGAGUAGCCGCGCGCCAAAUAAGGCUAGUUUACAAGCACUCGCGGCAGGCAGUAGCGAUAGGAGACGUUCUAGCACUAGCACGAAGGCGACGGAUAGGGAUGCGGCCGUAGGGGCGUGGGUCAAGGCUCAGAGUCGAGUGGUCCCGCAAAUGCCUGCAGUGAUUAGACAACGUUCGACGAGUAGUAGUAGGGGUAGCCGGAAUAGAGGCGAUACUGGGCCGCAGGCCACUGGCGGUACUGGGGCGCAGGGGAUAGGCAACGGCACCACGCAGAUGGGCAACAAAGGGUCUGCUGUGCGUCGAAACCGUUCGAUGAGCAAUAGCAUGGACAAUCGGGUGAGCGGUAAGAGUGCGGGGAAGGGACACAAAACCAAGACGCCAGAAGGCGUCAGCCACACCCAGCGGGCCAUUAGACACUCAGCUGAGGUACUUCGACAGCGGUCGACGAGUAAUGGUACCAAGGCGAGGCAGGAUACGGUUGCCAUGGCAACCAGUACUCCAAUCGAGGCUGAGGCUCGGGAGGACGACAACAGCCCCUCACAAGCGAUCACAGGCACAGAGAAUAGAGCAGGCCAGUCGGUGGUUAUUGUGGGUGGCGUGGUCGAUGACGUGGAUGAGCAGACUCAAGGGACGCUGCGAAAGCAGUCCAAGAGCAGCAUGAUGGAGGCCUUCGCCGAGGGCGAGCGACGGGUCAGAGUGCGUAGUGUGCGCGGCAUGUUCAGACUGACGUGUGUCACGGGUAAGAUGAAGCCCAUGGAGUUUGUGGCCGAGAUCGAGCGGGUUCUGACUAUGCACGGCCUGUACUACGAGUACGUGGGACAGGGCGAGUAUCUGGCCAUCCGCGUCAAGUACAACUCGCAGUCGGAGAGUGUGGUGUUUGAGAUCGAGGUGGUGCAGGUGUGGCUGCUGUCGCUGGUGGGUAUGCGUGCCAGCAGGCGUACGGGCAGUGUGUGGCUUUUCAAGCAGAUCUACUCGCAAAUCAAGGGGUCUCUGGCCAUCAACACGUGAGUGGUAUGCAUUCGCACCGACACACGCGUGGAGCGUGUACCUUAUGCGACUUGUGCGGCGGUACAAGUUAUGGCGGUUCUGUGUAUGCGAGCUUUACGUAAGUGGCCGGCACAUAUGUCUGUACUAUGGGGAACUUAUUCCUUGUCGUGUUUCUACCAUGUUAGAAGGAAUACACAAGCAGCGUCUGCGUGUGUAGUAUUUGAUCGUUGGCGUGCGGAUGUGUAGCCUGACGGUGGAUGUGGAUAUAUACCUUUACAGCACACUUCUUCCAAGUGCCCGCAUUGGUCCAUCCGCAGCCAGGCACGCAUAAGCUCACACAACUUGACCGUUAUACAUACAGACAGCAACUGAACGCGGUUCUGUAGCAAAUCUCAGACACGGACACUAAUACGACAAAUACGACAAAUAUACACCUACUUCGUAGGUCGUCUCUCAGGUGUCCUCUUCGUUCCCUCCACAGCCAAUCACUCUCUGUUUUGGACGGGCGCCCUGUGAUGUGUUCUGAAAGUGUUUACAAAAGGAGAUAUAAAUUUAGCUAAAAGCGCUUCCGUUUUUAUCAUUAACAGAGCAGCAAGCUUCUGUUAACGUUAUUCGGUUCGAAUAUACCUCUUACUAAAGCUUCUGUUACCG
Sphaeroforma arctica JP610 is the source of this 4713-nucleotide messenger RNA. Its product is annotated as CAMK/CAMKL/MARK protein kinase. Gene Ontology annotation, biological process: protein phosphorylation; intracellular signal transduction. The record is from RefSeq and is a predicted model, not a curated record. Gene Ontology annotation, molecular function: ATP binding; protein serine/threonine kinase activity. The coding region runs from base 1 to 4083 and encodes 1360 amino acids. The transcript has a single exon. Lineage: Eukaryota; Ichthyosporea; Ichthyophonida. Gene Ontology annotation, cellular component: cytoplasm.